AUGACUUCACUGGGCAUCCCCACUCAAUGGGCAGUCAUGGCGGAACACAAUAACCAAAUACUCACCGUGAAUGUACGCUCUGUGAGAGCAUUCAAGAAAAUCAACCCAUUAAUCCACUUCCCUAAAAUCUCUCUUUACAACCAUCACUCACAUUUUCAACUUUGCUUCUCGCAAUCUUCUUACAAUAGUACUCACCAAAAUCCCCAUUCAUUUGUGACAAAAGGUUUCAUUCUUAUAAUCUUCUCAUUCGCUCUUCUUUCCCUUCGUAUAAUUUCCACUAUUCUUCUUCCUGAGUUUCCUCAAAGAUGGAGUCGACUAAUCGCAUUCUCUAAACAAGCUGAGUCGGAGCUGAUGAGUAGUUGUCCACAGCAUUUGAUUCGAGCUGUGGUUGCCUAUGAGGAUAGACGAUUCUUUCGCCAUUUUGGCGUCGACCCAGUUGGCAUUGCUCGUGCUGUUUUGUCACUCUCGUCUCGUGGUGGCGGAAGCACCAUUACCCAACAGCUUGUCAAAAUCUCAUUCUUGAAGAAUGAACGCACAUUUUUGAGGAAAAUUGUUGAGAUGAUUCUGGCUUUAGCACUCGAGGGAACAAUCUCAAAAAUGGAAAUCUUGAGUGCUUAUUUGUGUAAGAUUUAUUGGGGACAUGGUAUUUGUGGUAUUCAAUCUGCAUCAAAAUUGUAUUUUGGAAAGCACAUAUCCCUUCUUAGCUUGGGAGAAUGUGCUAUGCUUGCAGCAAUGAUACCAGCGCCAGAGCUCCGGUCACCAUUCAGGGACAGUAGCAGAGGAAAAACCUUCCAAGCUAGAGUUCUCAAAAGGAUGGUGGAAUUUGGAUUUCUUGAUGUAGAGAUGGCAAGCAUUGCUGUAAAACAACAUCUCAGAUUUAAUUCUGGAAGCCCAGAUCAUCCAGAUGGGUCCUUGGUUAUAUCGUCUUUCUCCAAAGAGCAUUCAAGUACCAACACAAAGUGUGAUGGAGAUUUAUUCUCGACCAUUAAGAGAGUUUGGGACUGGGAAACAGAAAGCAAAAUCUGGGAAGUGAAAGAGGACAUGGACAGCUGGGCAAAUGGUGUAAAACGAUUGGGAAGCAUCGAUGAUUCCAAGUUCAAGUCAAAACUUCUUUUCAUUAUCAGAUUGCUUUUGCCAAAAGUGCAUUAAAGAGAAACAACAAAUAUUUUGCCAGUGUUAUUUGGUGCUCAAGAUAUAAAAAUUACAUUCUUAUUUAAAGCACUUGACCAAGUGUUUGCUUCCAUUCAAAAAUUUAAAUUGACGAU
Messenger RNA from Solanum verrucosum, 1265 nucleotides. RefSeq lists its product as uncharacterized. Gene Ontology annotation, molecular function: peptidoglycan glycosyltransferase activity. The transcript has 6 exons. The coding region runs from base 1 to 1149 and encodes 382 amino acids. The record is from RefSeq and is a predicted model, not a curated record. Lineage: Eukaryota; Viridiplantae; Streptophyta; Magnoliopsida; Solanales; Solanaceae. Gene Ontology annotation, biological process: peptidoglycan biosynthetic process.